UGGCGGCCUGCAGCCUGACUUCCUCCCCCCACCCUGCAGCUCGCCGCCGCGCUCCCUCGGACGGGGCCACCCCGAUGGGACGCCGCGCCCCGACCCCUGUGCGCCGCUGAGCCAAGCGCCCGCGUCGCCGCGAGCUGCUGACCCUCGCCACCUGGGCUGGGAGCCCCGUCCCGGUCCCCUGGAAAGCUGGAUUUCCGAGGCUGGAGGCGCCUAGCCGGCUGGGUGGGGACCACCAUGGGCAACGCGGCUGGCAGCGCCGAACAGCCCGCGGGCCCUGCCGCGCCGUCCCCGAAGCAGCCGGCCGCCCCCAAGCAGCCGAUGCCCGCGGCCGGGGAGCUGGAGGAGAGGUUCAACCGGGUCCUGAACUGUAUGAACUUACCCCCGGACAAGGUCCAGCUGCUGAGCCAGUAUGACAACGAGAAGAAGUGGGAGCUCAUCUGUGACCAGGAGCGGUUUCAAGUCAAGAACCCCCCUGCCGCUUACAUCCAGAAGCUGAAGAGUUACCUGGAUACCGGUGGGGUCAGCAGAAAGGUAGCAGCUGAUUGGAUGUCCAACCUGGGGUUCAAGAGGCGAGUUCAGGAGUCCACACAGGUUCUGCGGGAGCUGGAGACCUCCCUAAGGACAAACCACAUUGGGUGGGUGCAGGAGUUUCUCAAUGAGGAAAACCGUGGCCUGGAUGUGCUCCUGGAAUACCUGGCCUUUGCCCAGUGCUCUGUCACGUAUGACAUGGAAAGCACAGAUAACGGCGCCUCCAACUCAGAGAAGAGCAAACCCCUGGAGCAGUCUGUGGAAGAUCUUAGCAAGGGGCCACCCUCAUCAGUGCCCAAAAGUCGCCACUUGACCGUCAAGAUGACCCCUGCCCACAGCAGGAAGGCCUUACGGAAUUCCCGUAUCGUCAGCCAGAAGGAUGAUGUCCACGUCUGUAUCAUGUGCCUGCGCGCCAUCAUGAACUACCAGUCUGGCUUUAGCCUUGUUAUGAACCACCCGGCCUGUGUGAAUGAGAUUGCUCUGAGUCUCAACAAUAAGAACCCCCGAACCAAGGCCCUGGUGCUGGAGCUGCUUGCGGCUGUGUGCCUGGUGCGGGGAGGACAUGAUAUCAUCCUUGCAGCCUUUGACAAUUUCAAGGAGGUAUGUGGGGAACAGCACCGCUUUGAAAAGCUCAUGGAUUAUUUCCGGAAUGAGGACAGCAAUAUCGACUUCAUGGUGGCCUGCAUGCAAUUCAUCAACAUUGUGGUACACUCGGUGGAGAAUAUGAACUUCCGUGUCUUCUUGCAAUAUGAGUUCACUCAUCUGGGUCUGGACUUGUACUUGGAGAGGCUUCGGCUUACGGAGAGUGACAAGCUGCAGGUGCAGAUUCAGGCAUAUCUGGACAACAUUUUUGAUGUGGGUUCGCUGUUGGAGGACACUGAGACCAAGAAUGCUGUGCUGGAGCACAUGGAGGAGCUGCAGGAGCAAGUGGCACUGCUGACAGAGCGGCUUCGGGACGCAGAGAACGACUCCAUGGCCAAGAUUGCUGAACUGGAAAAGCAGCUAAGCCAGGCCCGCAAGGAACUGGAGACCCUGAGGGAACGCUUCAGCGAGUCAACCCCCAUGGGCAUCUCCAGACGUCCCCCGGAGCCUGAGAAAGUGCCUCCUCCCGCCCCGGCACGGCCCUCCGCCCUGGAGCUGAAGGUCGAGGAAUUGGAGGAAAAGGGGUUAAUCCGAAUCCUGCGGGGGCCCGGGGAUGCCGUCUCCAUUGAGAUCGUCCCAGUCACUGUGGCAACCCCAAGCGGCAGUGAUGCUCCUACUCCGGCGUUGCCCAGCUGCUCCCCCAGCCCAGAUCUCCCACCUGCAGCAGAGCUGGCUCCUGGAGCAGCACCGCCCGCGCCACCACCCCCCCCUGAUGCCCUUGGAGGGCCUGGCCCAGAGACGAGCUUAGGAGUGAAGGCCAAGAAACCCAUCCAGACCAAGUUCCGGAUGCCACUCUUGAACUGGGUGGCCCUGAAACCCAGCCAGAUUACAGGCACCGUGUUCACAGAGCUCAACGAUGAGAAAGUGCUACAAGAGCUGGACAUGAGUGACUUUGAGGAACAGUUCAAGACUAAGUCUCAAGGCCCCAGUCUGGACAUCAGUGCUCUCAAGGGCAAGGCAGCUCACAAGGCCCCCAGUAAAGCAACACUCAUUGAGGCCAACCGGGCCAAAAACCUGGCCAUCACUCUGCGCAAGGGCAAUCUGGGGGCCGACCGCAUCUGCCAGGCUAUUGAGACGUAUGACCUGCAGGCUCUCGGCCUGGACUUCUUGGAGCUUUUGACCCGCUUUCUGCCCACGGAGUAUGAGCGCAGCCUCAUUGCCCGCUUUGAGCGGGAGCAGCGUCCCUUGGAGGAGCUGUCGGAAGAGGACCGCUUCAUGCUACGCUUUAGCCGCAUCCCACGCCUGCCGGAGCGCAUGUCCACGCUCACCUUCCUGGGCAACUUCCCGGAUACGGCCCAGCUGCUCAUGCCGCAACUGAAUGCCAUCAUUGCAGCCUCAAUGUCCAUCAAGUCCUCUGACAAACUCCGGCAGAUCCUAGAGAUCGUCCUGGCCUUUGGCAACUACAUGAACAGCAGCAAGCGUGGGGCAGCCUAUGGUUUCCGGCUCCAGAGUCUGGAUGUGCUGUUGGAGAUGAAGUCGACUGACCGAAAGCAGACACUGCUGCACUACCUGGUGAAGGUCAUUGCUGAGAAGUACCCACAGCUCACAGGCUUCCACAGUGACUUGCACUUCCUGGACAAGGCAGGCUCAGUGUCCCUGGACAGUGUCCUGGGGGAUGUGCGCUCCCUGCAACGAGGCCUGGAGUUGACACAGAGGGAGUUUGUGCGGCAGGAUGACUGCUUGGUGCUUAAGGAGUUCCUCAGGGCCAACUCUCCCACCAUGGACAAGCUACUGGCAGACAGCAAGACUGCUCAGGAGGCCUAUGAGUCUGUGGUGGAGUACUUCGGAGAAAACCCCAAGACCACAUCCCCCUCCAUGUUCUUUUCCCUCUUCAGCCGUUUCAUCAAGGCGUAUAAGAAAGCUGAGCAAGAGGUGGAACAAUGGAAGAAGGAAGCAGCUGCCCAGGAGGCAGGUGCCGACACCCCAGGCAGGGGGGAACCCCCAGCACCUAAGUCUCCACCCAAGGCCCGUAGACAACAGAUGGACCUCAUAUCUGAGCUGAAACGGAAGCAGCAGAAGGAGCCACUCAUCUAUGAGAGUGACCGUGAUGGGGCCAUUGAAGACAUUAUCACAGUGCUCAAGACAGUGCCCUUCACCGCCCGCACUGGCAAGCGGACAUCCCGGCUCCUCUGUGAGGCCAGCCUGGGAGAGGAGAUGCCCCUCUAGCCCCCAGAUCUACGGAACCAGCCUUACAUCCGCGCAGACACAGGCCGUCGCAGUGGUCGUAGGCGCCCUCCAGGACCCCCCCUGCAGGUCACCUCUGACCUUUCGCUGUAGCCUAUUUCUGCAGGUGUAUUCUGUAGGGGGUGCGGUUGUGGACAGGCUGGGGCUCAAGGAAGGUGGGCCUCUGGGCAGCCCCUCCUCCUGCUGCCUGGCACCUUGGCCCUCCUUAAAGGGGCCAGCACAGCCUCCUCCUGUUGGAGGCAGAAUCGCCUGGUCUCAAUCCUCAAAUGCUGCUUGCAGCACCCCUCCCCCAAUAGCCAUACUUAGCCUGAGCGGAAGCCUGGCCUGUAACUUAUAAAGUGCACCUUGCCCUCCCCCAUGAACUCCCACCCCCAAAGACUCUCCUUGGACCAUAUUUUUAUACAAGAUUAAUAAAGAUGUUUGCAAAAAAUCA
Ictidomys tridecemlineatus (thirteen-lined ground squirrel) is the source of this 3787-nucleotide messenger RNA. The record is from RefSeq and is a predicted model, not a curated record. Lineage: Eukaryota; Metazoa; Chordata; Mammalia; Rodentia; Sciuridae.